AUGGCAAAAAUGUACAUGAAAUCGAAGGAUAUAGUGGAGCUGGUCAACACACAAUCCUGGAUGGACAAAGGUCUGAGUUCUCAAAAUGAGAUGAAGGAACAAGAGAGAAGAUCAGGCUCUUAUGGGAUGCUUGGAACCUUAGCUGAAGAGCAUGACAGUAUUGAAGAAGAGGAAGAAGAGGAAGGUGAUGGAGAGAAACCUAAAAGAAGAGGUCCCAAGAAAAAGAAGAUGACCAAAGCACGCCUGGAGAGGUUCAGGGCUCGAAGAGUCAAGGCCAAUGCUAGAGAGCGGACCCGGAUGCAUGGCCUAAAUGAUGCCUUGGAUAAUCUUAGAAGAGUCAUGCCAUGCUACUCUAAAACCCAAAAACUUUCCAAGAUAGAGACUCUUCGACUGGCAAGGAACUAUAUCUGGGCCUUGUCUGAAGUCCUGGAGACUGGCCAGACACUUGAAGGCAAGGGAUUUGUGGAGAUGCUCUGUAAAGGGCUCUCUCAGCCCACAAGCAACCUGGUUGCUGGAUGCCUCCAACUGGGACCUCAGUCUGCCCUCCUGGAGAAGCAUGAGGAAAAAUCUCCAAUUUGUGACUCUACUGUCUCUGUCCACAGCUUCAACUAUCAGUCUCCAGGGCUCCCCAGCCCUCCUUAUGGCCAUAUGGAAACACAUCUUCUCCAUCUCAAGCCUCAACCAUUUAAGAGUUUGGAAGACUCCUCUUUUGGGAGCCAUCCACCUGAUUGCAGUACCCCACCUUAUGAGGGUUCACUCACACCACCACUGAGCAUCAGUGGCAACUUCUCCUUGAAGCAAGGUGGCUCCCCUGACUUGGAAAAAUCCUACAGCUUCAUGCCACAUUAUACCUCUGCAAGUCUAAGUUCAGGGCAUGCACACUCUACUCCUUUUCAGGCUGGCACUUCACGCUAUGAUGUUCCUAUAGACAUGACCUAUGAUUCUUACCCCAACCAUGGUAUUGGAACUCAGCUCAAUACUAUCUUCACCGAUUAG
Chionomys nivalis (European snow vole) is the source of this 996-nucleotide messenger RNA. RefSeq names its product neuronal differentiation 4 (gene Neurod4). The record is from RefSeq and is a predicted model, not a curated record. NCBI's taxonomy places the organism in Eukaryota, Metazoa, Chordata, Mammalia, Rodentia, Cricetidae. Gene Ontology annotation, molecular function: protein dimerization activity. Gene Ontology annotation, biological process: nervous system development; regulation of DNA-templated transcription. The transcript has a single exon. Bases 1 to 996 code for a protein of 331 amino acids.